This is a messenger RNA of Echinops telfairi (small Madagascar hedgehog), 4848 nucleotides long. RefSeq names its product RIMS-binding protein 3A. The record is from RefSeq and is a predicted model, not a curated record. NCBI's taxonomy places the organism in Eukaryota, Metazoa, Chordata, Mammalia, Afrosoricida, Tenrecidae. Bases 1 to 4848 code for a protein of 1615 amino acids. The transcript has a single exon. Gene Ontology annotation, biological process: fertilization; neuromuscular synaptic transmission; spermatid development. Gene Ontology annotation, cellular component: manchette; nucleus. Gene Ontology annotation, molecular function: protein binding.
AUGACCAAAGACUCUCCGAGCCCCUUGGGGGGCGGCCGCGUGUCACCCAAGAAGCUGGCGAGCCCGGGCCCAGCGGCAGCGGUGCUAGAAGAGCAAAGGCGGGAGAUGGAGAAGCUCCGGGCCGAGCUGGAGGCGGAGCGGGCACGCGGGCAGGCGGAACGGCGGCGCUUCUCGGCCCAGGAGCGCCAGCUGCGAGAGGCGGCCGAGCGGGAGCGGCGGCAGCUGGCCGACCACCUGCGCUCCAAGUGGGAGGCGCGGCGCAGGCGGGAGCUGCAGCAGCUGCAGGAGGUCGUGAUGCGGGAGCGCGAGGCUGAGAUCCGGCAGCUGCUGCGCUGGAAAGAGGCCGAGCUGCGGCAGCUGCAGCAGCUCCUGCAUCGCGAGAGGGACAACGUGGUGCGCCAGGCCCGGGAGCUGCAGCGCCAGCUGGCCGAGGAGCUGGUGAGCCGCGGCCACUGCGGCCGCCCUGGGGCGCCGGAGGGGCCGGCCGUGCAGUGCCGCUGUCGCCUGCAGGACGUCCUGGCGCAGCUGCGCUGGGAGACCGACGGGGAACAGGCGGCGCGCAUCCGCCACCUGCAGGCGUCUCUGGACCUGGAGCGCCGGCUCUUCCUCAAGUACAUCCUGGAGCACUUCCGCUGGCGCCCCGCCUGGCCGGAAUCCCCAGACCCUCAGGGGUCCCCGGCCUCCGAAAAUUCGCGGCCCAAAGUCGCCAGCCGUAGCGCAGAGCCAGCCUGUCCACGCGGACUCGUCCACCGACGGAGUACCAGCACUCACGAGCGCUCACACUCCCUCGAUUUGGUGUUCGCCGGGCCCGCCAGCACCUCCCACGGCCAGCGCCCCCCGCGCGCCAGUUCCCUCGACUCCUUGGCGCUUGCGCAGUCUGACUCGCUCGGCAACACUCGGCGUUGUCUCCAGACCCCCGAGCCCCGGGAGCUGGCCUCCUCGCCAGAGGUCUCCAUCCCAGGCUCCCCUCCAACGCCACCACCACCAAGCUCACCAGUGCCACCGCCACCGCCAUCACCACCACCCCCGCCACCGCCACCACCACUGCCACCACCACCGCCACCGCUGGAGCACAGAAAAGACAGCGGCCAGCGGAAUGAAGGAGGCCCCACGAGCCAGCCGUGCGAGGUCCUGACCCCCUCGACGCCGGGCCCGGACUACCCGGCGCUGGUAAAGCGCAACACGGAGCUGAGCGCGGCGCUGCGUGCGCUGGACCACCGCUGCUCCGCUCUGCUCGAUGAGAACGUCCAGUUGCGGCGCGCUGGCUGCCCUGGCUUCCCUGGCCCGGUGGACGAGAAGGUCCAGAGGCUCAAGAUGAAGAAUGUGGAACUGACCGGCCUGGCACGGCGCCUGGAAGAUCGUGCGCGCAAGCUGCAGGAAACCAACCUGCGGGCCAUGAGCGCGCCGGGGCCGGGCCAGAGCCUCCCAGUCCCGGAGCUGUGCCAGGCCUUCUUGCACCAGCGCGCCCAGGACCUGGCGGAGCAGGCGAGCGCGCUGCUGGCCAAGGACAAACAAAUCGAGGAGCUGCAGCAGGAGUGCCGCGUGCUACAGGCGCGUGUCGACAACGCCCAGCUCUCUGGAGGGGGCGCUUCCGGAUCCCAGGGGCUCAACGCCAGCCACUUGGAGAGGCUGCUGCGCGAAUCCCAGUGGGAGGUGUUGCGCCUGCAGAGGCAAUUGAUAGUGCAGCAAGGCCUGGGCAGCGCCCAGGCGGAGGCGGGCAGCCCCAGUGCACAGAAGAAGGCGUUGGAGCUCGAGCUGGAGGCGCGGAGGCUGGAGUGCCAAGAGCUGCGCUCUCAGGUGGUGGCUGCGCGGCGGCGCGGAGAAGAGGUGGAGGCGCGGCUGCAAGCCGCGCUGCGCGAGGCUGCUCAACUGGCAGAGGAGAAUGCCUGGCUGCACGCCCAGAUGGACUCGGGCCUGAAGAUGGUAGCCAAGAAAAGCGGUGCGCUGGGGCAGCCUAACCGCCUGUGCCAGGAGGGCGACGCCACGGGCCUGCUAGUGAAGCAGCUGCUUCAGCAGGCGGCGUGCAGGGGGAACAGCCAGAAACAGCUGCAACACGACCUGCAGAAGUCCCUGCAGGACCUCCAGGCCUCCUGGGAGGAGAUUCAGACAUUGCAGCGUCAGCCCCAGGAGGCCACUCAAGUCUCCAAGUUCCAAGCCAGGGACAGCAGAAGGCCCAAGUGCCAGCGAGGGCUGGAAGACCAAGGGCUGCCCCAGGCCAGCAGAGACAGGCAGAAGAUGGAAAGUUCCCUGCCAGAGAGUCCGGUCGCCCUCGGGGAGACAGCCAGUGUCCCCCACGUGUCAUCAGAGGAGCUUCUGGGCUCCGGGCUCCAGGCAAAGAAAGGGAGCUCUAACUCCUCCUCAGAAAUGGAAUCCAUGUGGGCCACUGUGCCAUCCUGCCCACAUCUGGAUUUGGACACCGCCAGUGAAGUGGAUGACCUGGAGCCUGACAAUGUGUCCCAGACCCUGGAUGUGGGGAGCUGCGAGGCCCCCACCACCACCAAACUCAAGAUUUUCCUGGCGCCGCAUAAUUACAGCCCUUUUGAGGGGCCCCAUGCGCACUCCCACAGGGAGCUACCCCUCGUGACUGGUGAUUACGAGUACAUCUUUGGGGACGUGGACAAGGAUGGCUUCACUGAGGUGGAGCUUGAGGACGACCAGCAGGGGCUGAUGCCCUCCACCCUGGUGGAGCAGGUCCCAGACAGUGAUAUUCUGGGCUGCCCCCCCUCGGAGCCCCCCAGAUUUGACCCCACCCCACUCCCGGGCGGACUGGGCAGACCUUGGCAGGAAGAUAUUUGUGUCAACUCGUUGCCUGGGAAAGCUCAGGGCUCCGCGGCUUGGGAUUCAUGCUUGGUGUCCAGGGAGAUCUUGGAUGCCAACCCAGACACACCCGGGCUGGGCUUGCUCCAGUGUACGGAUGUACAGAGGGCCCUCUGGAUGGCUCCCAUGCAGCUAAGGUGUCAGAACGUCACAGCCACGUCCGUCGAGAUCACCUGGGUCUGCAGCAAUAAUAGCCACCCCCACAUGGUCUACCUCAAUGGCCAGGAGCAUGGGCUGACCCCAGCGGGUGUGAGCUGCUACACAUUCCAUAGCUUGCGUCCCACCACCCAGUACCAGGCUUGGGUGGAGGUGCGACUGCCGUGGGACUUACUGCAGGUACAGUGGGAAACGGUGUCCUCCACCAUCACCUUUGCCACUCUCUUGGCCGGACCCCCUCACCCGCCACUGGACGUACUAGUGGAGCACCACACCUCACCAGGCCUCCUGGUAGUGAGCUGGCUCCCCGUGACAAUCGACUCAGCCGGGUCCUCCAACGGGGUCCAGGUCACCGGCUAUGCGGUAUAUGCUGACGGGCUCAAGGUUGCCGAGGUGGCAGAUGCUACUGCCGGGAGCACCGUGCUGGACUUAUCCCGACUGCCAGUGCCUUCAAAGUGCCAGAAGGUCUCCAUGAGAACCAUGUCCCUUUGCGGAGAGUCCCUGGAUUCGGUGCCUGCCCAGAUUCCAGAAAACUAUUUCAACUGUCACCAAAUGCUGGAGACCUCUCCCUUGGGCUAUACCCGUGGUGAUUCAUCUACCUGCACCUGCCCUGGGAAGCUGCCGCUGGCUCCUCGGAGUGCCCGGGCCAGCCCCUACACUCCUGGAAGCCGUGGAGAAUCCCAGAAGGAGCUUCUAAAAGCAUCGCCUCAAGAAACUCCAAGGAGGUGUUCCUCCCUGGCCAGCCUGCGUACAGAAAGAAAAAGUCCAAGUUCGGUGACCCACAGCCAAUCCCAGGGGCCCCAAGAGACCUGGGGUGCCUGUGGGAAGGACCUACUCUUCCAGAAGAGUCUCCAGGAUCCCAGGCCCCUACUGCCCAGCAGCCAGGCAUCCACUGGAGGAAAACACUCUCAGAAUGUAGGCACCAACAAAAGCCCCUCUUCCGGGUCUCUCCAUCCCUUUCCCAAGGGUGGGCCCACCGAAGUAACUGGGCACCGCAAGCUGUCCCAAGAGAAGGUCUUUAGUCAAAGGCAAGCUGCCCACGAAUCCCGUGCAGCCCAGCAGGGACCCAGCCAGCAGUAUCUGUCUAGUUGCUGCAAGCUGUCGGCGGCAGAGGAGGUAGGCUUGCCUGUGUGGAGCACACAGAAACAGUGGGAGGCGCUCGGGGCCCAGAGCAUUCAAGACCAGGAGCUGGUGUGUAGCCGAAAGCACCAGGUCCGCGAGCCCAGCUCACUGCUCUGUCCGGCUCUGUCCAGUCAUGUCAUCAAGAUGUCCCGGGUUGGCCCCGCAUGGCUGAGGCAGGGGCCAGACACACGAGCCAGGGUCUUCAUGGCCCUCUUUGAUUACGAUCCCCUGGUCAUGUCUGCCAACCCCCAGGCUGCAGAGGAAGAGCUGGCCUUCCAGAAAGGGCAGUUACUGAGAGUGUGGGGGUCUCAGGACCCCAAUGGCUUCUACCGUGGAGAGUGUAGGGGGCAGGUGGGCAACAUUCCAGGGCAUCUGGUGGCCGAAGCAGUGAAGGGCGUGGAGUGGACCGAUGAGAUGUGUCAUUGGCCAGCUCAAGGGUACCUGCACACUCUGGGCUACCUCAAGGACUUUGGGGGGCUGACUGGUCACCAGGCCUCCUUCUCCAUGGCCCAAGGAACCCCCAAGAGCCCUCCACUGUGGACUCAAAAGACCAUGAUGGCAGCUCAGGGCCAUCAACCCAGGGACAAUCAAGCAGGGGGUCGGGAGAAGGGCAAGCUGGCACCAAGGGCUGGGGACAUGGUCACGGUCCGCGGGCCUGUGGAUAUCCGGGAGCUGUGCACUGGGGAGUCAGGAGGCCACCCAGGCCUGAUCUCAGCCCACCACCCAGAUCCCACAUCCUUUCAGAAUGAGUGA